Messenger RNA from Plenodomus lingam JN3, 717 nucleotides. NCBI's taxonomy places the organism in Eukaryota, Fungi, Ascomycota, Dothideomycetes, Pleosporales, Leptosphaeriaceae. The record is from RefSeq and is a predicted model, not a curated record.
AUGGCAUCAAAGUUUCUCCGAGAAUACAAACUGGUCGUAGUCGGCGGCGGUGGCGUAGGAAAGUCGUGUUUGACCAUCCAGCUGAUCCAGAGCCACUUUGUAGACGAGUAUGAUCCAACCAUUGAAGGUCAGUCUCUUCUCCCCCCCCCCCGUCCCGACCGGGCGCCUUUUGUGGAACGCUCGAGUAACCGUGUGCGCGCAGACUCGUACCGCAAACAGUGCGUCAUCGACGACGAAGUUGCCCUGCUCGAUGUCCUCGACACCGCCGGUCAGGAGGAGUACUCGGCGAUGCGGGAGCAGUACAUGCGCACGGGCGAGGGCUUCUUGCUCGUCUACUCGAUAACCGACCGCCAGAGCUUCGAGGAAAUCAUGACGUUCCAGCAGCAAAUCCUUCGCGUAAAGGACAAGGACUACUUCCCCAUGAUUGUCGUGGGCAACAAGUGCGAUCUCGAUGGAGAGAGGCAGGUGUCAACACAAGAGGGCCAGGACCUCGCACGACAGUUUGGCUGCAAGUUCAUCGAGACAUCGGCCAAGUCGCGCAUCAACGUCGACAACGCCUUCUACGACAUUGUACGCGAAAUCCGCAGAUAUAACAAGGAAAUGUCUUCCUACUCGGGCGCCCCCCAGCAGGGCCAGAACGGCACGACGGGCAUGAAGCAAUUUGACCAAGAGGGCGAAGCAGAGAAGAAGGGAUGCUGUGGCUGCGUAGUAAUGUAA